AUGUGAGGUAGAGGAGGUUUUAGCAAAUAAGUAAUUGUCCUUUUUAGGGAGAUGUUAUUCCCACCGACAAAGCACUUAAAUAGAUUUCUAUUACUGCAGUAGCAGGAAACAGAAGAGGCAUUUUUUUCCAUUAAUCGUAUAUCUUCUUCGAUCAAUGCAAUCCAGUUCGCCUAUAAAUAGAGCUCUUUAACAGAUUCGCAAUCGCAUCUUUCUAUCUGCAACUGCCAUCUUCAUGGAGCCAUUGGUUGCUCGAUCUUCAAGUUAUGAUGUUUUCAUCAGCUUCAGAGGGGAAGACAACCGCAAUACCUUUGUUGGCCACCUUUACAGAGCUCUAAAGGAUUGUGGAAUCCAUGCUUUUGUUGACAGCAAAGAUCUAUGGAAAGGAGAAGAUAUUGAACCCGCACUUCUCAGAGCAAUAAAAGGCUCGAAGCUCUCAAUUGCUGUCUUCAGUGAAAGAUACGCAGAAAGCAAUUGGUGCCUCAGGGAGCUUUCUCAGAUGCUAGAAUGUCAUAGAACCAAUGGUAACUGUGAAGUUGGCGACAAAGCUGUGAAUACCUGAUUCAUGGUAAUAAGAACCGUAGCACGUUACUUAUACAAGUUACUUAUCCAAUACUUCGCCGCCGACUAGAUGAGGAUGUAAACAUUCUAAUGGAGAAUGUGCUACCAGUACCACUCUGAAUUUUAAAGCUUGUAUCCGUAGCAAAUUAAGGCAAAAAAACAACUACCUAGUGUGAAACUAGGCAGACAAUUGAGGGCCUGAUCAAAUUGAUAAAUCAAGAUAUAGACUGUAUUCACAAAUUCGAAGGGUUUAAUUGGCUUAGGUUUCAGCAGGUAGGCCGAGGUCAUCAUGAUCCUACUGCUGAUGAUGAAUAUGGCCAUGAAUGUGAGAUCAGAUGCACUGUGACAGAGCUACACCUCUUCCUAAUGAAAGAUCAGGGCCCUAAAUUGGAGACAUUUCACAAUCAAUCCAUUACUGCUGCUCCUGAGCAAGAAGAGGAGAGUACUAAUAAAAUGGGAGGACACAGAGAGAAAGUAGAGAGGGCUGAUCAUAUAUAUAUGACUAUAUAUAAUAAACAUCCUCUUGACAAUGAUGAUGAUCCGGCAAGUCCUUCUUUCUCUGUUGCUCAACAAGUUGAUACUGUGACACUGAAGUGAUUAGG
Molecule: messenger RNA, 1160 nt
Organism: Macadamia integrifolia
Lineage: Eukaryota; Viridiplantae; Streptophyta; Magnoliopsida; Proteales; Proteaceae
Product: disease resistance protein Roq1-like
Exons: 2
Coding region: 233-559 (108 amino acids)
Biological process (GO): signal transduction
Source: RefSeq, a predicted model, not a curated record